This is a messenger RNA of Meleagris gallopavo (turkey), 1814 nucleotides long. Lineage: Eukaryota; Metazoa; Chordata; Aves; Galliformes; Phasianidae. The record is from RefSeq and is a predicted model, not a curated record.
GAAAAACUGAAGGGAAAUUCCCUGCCCCGGAUUUUUCUGUUAGAGAAACUUUUUCAGUUGCGCCCAGAGGCCGAUGCUGAGCUGUGGCCACCAGGACGGGGGCAGGAGGGCCCCCCACCACUGUGUGAUGGAAAUGGGUGAAGUAUUCCUCCAGCUGUGCCAGGAGGUGGCCAGGCUGCGGGAGCUGUGCUCCAGGCAGAGCGAGCUGCUGCAGAAACUGAGCGCCAGGAAGGGCCCUGUUGUGGGCUGCUUUCCCUUAAUUGCGUAUCUUGUGGUUAUCGCUGGAAGGAAGAGCCUCUCAGGUAACAGUGAUAGGAUGAGAGGUGAUGGCCUCACAUUGCACCGAGGGGGUCAGGUUGGGUAUUAGGAACAGUUUCUCCUCUGGGAAAGUGGUGAUGCAUUGGCAUGGGCUGCCCAGCGAGGUGCUGGGCCAGCAUCCCUGGGGGGAUGCUCUCUGCAGAGAUGUGGCACUUGGGGACGUGGUCAGUGGGAUGGUGGGGCGGGACGGGGUUGGACUGGAUGGUCUGGGAGGUCUUUUCCAACUUUAGUGAUUCUCUAUGAAAGCACAGAGCGCCAAGACUGACCUCUCUGGCUUGCUUUCUUUCCAAGACAUCCCCAUGUCUCUGCCCAUCCAGUGCACAGAGGAUGCUUGGACAGAGGGAGGGGAGCAGCCAGCAGCCAGCCCCCAGGUGAACCCCAAGACCUCGCAGGGCUCUGCCCACCCUCUGGCCCCACCAAAUGCUGCCCACACACUGCCUGGUGCCAGUGGUUGGUACCCAGCUUGCAGUGACCUCGGGGCUGGGAGAGCCACCCUCCCAGGGGCUUUUGGCAGCAGCCAGACGGGGAGAAAGGAGAAGAUGCUGGUAGACACAUGGCUGGAGGACUGUAGGAUGACUCCUACCACCAAUAGCCCUGAGGAAGGAGUAAGAGCUUGCUGCAGCCCACAGGAAUUUGUGGCACCGAGCAGCGAGGCUGGGCACUCCUUUCUGACUAUCCUGGACCUCUAUGAAGCCCCAGAAGCUCUUGGGAGGGAGGAUGCUCCCAGCGACGGCGCUCUGUCUGCUGCAGAAAAGGUGCCAGUGGAAAUCCGGGGACCUCUGAAGACCUCCUGGACGCCGGGGUGGAUGCUGGAGGACGCCGCGCUUGGACCUGGCGCAGCUGCGGCUGCUCAGAUGUGUGACAUUUGCCAGGCGACCUUCCCUGCAGACACCACAGCGCAGGCUGACUAUUUAAAGCACGUCUUAACCCACAUGAAGUAGGGCUUUAGGACUUCAUGCUCAGAAAGCCAUGUGUGUGCAACUGUGAGCAGCACAACGGGCUCCGGACCUGCAUGAGAUGCGGCUGCUGGGUCAGCUCAGGCUGCAGUCCCAUUUUGUGCCACCCGGAUCGGUUCCUGCUGUGCUGCCUGGGGGCUCAGCGGGGGUUCUGGCUGUGUUUCAGCCAAUUGAGCUUAAUGGGUAUCAAAACUGCUUCUGUGCUGAGCUCCAGAUGCGUGUAGGAGGUUUGGGGAGCUGCAGCUUAAUGGGAAAUGGACGUUUUUCCAAAGUUCUCUGUAACUGGAAAAUGAAUUCUUUUUUUUUUCCUUGAAUAGAGACAUUUGAAAGCUGCAUUGUUGCUUUUUCCAAGAACACAGGAGGGGGGAUCACCACGUUUUCAUGGCACUAAAUCUGAACUCGCUUUUGGAGAGGGUGCCAGCACUGCGUGCACGAUGCCACCCGCCCUGCAGCAAUGCAAAGCUCCCGUCCCAUCACUAUGAGGGACAGAACUGAGACCCUUCCUCGCUCCUCAUUAAAACCUCAUCAGCUCUGGCUCGU